AUCAGAUACGAAGCAACUAAGACGCGAGUUAAGACUAUCUUUAUAUUUCUAUUGCCAAAGGACAUUAUAGUAGACCAGAGUAAAGGUAUAUCCGAUGGAAAGUCUACAAUCGAUAAUCAUGACGGUCGAUGAAUUGACAAACAACGAUUCCGAUUUCAUUAUGGAAGAUAACAUAUUGAAGAAAUCUUUAUCUGCGGAAUAUACAAAUGUCGGAAAAUUACUGUUAGACAGAAUGAAGGCAAAACCCGACUUUGUUGGCCAGAGUGACACCGAUUUCAUUAAGGAAAGUAAUGUAUUGAAAGGCAAAGAAGAACCUUUAUCUACGGAAUACACUAACAUCGGAAAGUUACUUUUGGACAGAAUGAAAGCUAAACCCGACUUUAUUGGUCAAAUAGACGUUAUCACCGAAGAGACAUAUACAUUUGCCGAAAUGUUUGAUCGAACUGUAAAAUGUGCACUAUGGUUGCGUCAACAAGGAAUCAAAGCUAACGAUGUGGUCGCCGUAUGCGCUCCCAACAUUAUGGACAGUUUUGUUCCUAUUUUUGCCAGUUUCUGCGUGGGAGCAAUUUUUACUGCAUGGAACGUCGCAAUGGAUAUACGAGAGGCAAGAUAUCUUAUGAAAUUAUCUGGUGCAAAAAUUGUUUUUGCGGACAAAAGUGCGGUAGAUAAGAUACUGGAAGCGGCAAAACUCGAGAAUUACGAUAUUAAGGUCGUCGUUUUUGGUAACGCUUCCAACGCUUUGCCCUUCUCAAAAGUACUUGAAGGUCAUAGCAAGUUCGACUUGGAGAAUUUUGAAUGUACGAGCAUCGAUAACGUUCAGAAUACUGCGGGACUUCUCUAUUCUUCUGGUACAACCGGUCUACCCAAAGGAGUUGAAAUUUCACAUUUUGCUCUUUUAAGUAAUGUACUCUUACCGGGCGAUUUCAAUACGGAAGGAAUUCCACUCUGGCUGUCACCAUACUUUUGGAUGACUGGAGUAUUAUUAACGUUGAGUUCUGUGGUUAAUUAUUGCAGAAGACUCCUUUAUCCUACAUUUGAAGAGGAGAUGACGUGUAAAAUCAUAGAAAAGUAUAAGGUUACAUGGAUGUUCUUGUCACCUAGCAUGGCGAAUAGAAUAAUAAAAUCAGGAUUUUUUGAGAAAUACAACGUGUCCAGUAUUUCCAAAUUGAAUCUUAGUGGUGCUGUAUUUACAGAAAAAAGUCAAAUUAAACUUAAAGAAUGCUUUCCAAGUGCCGACGUCAUACAAAUUUUUGGAAUGACCGAAUUUUGUGGCAUUAUAACGACUCAAGAGCCACAUCACAAAGCAGGUAGCAUUGGAACGGUACGAAGGAAUGCUCAAAUCAAAAUCAUCGACUUAAAAACUAAAUGCGUAUUGGGCCCAAACCAGACAGGUGAACUUUUGGGAAAAUCGUUAACUAUGAUGAACGGUUAUUACAAUAAUCCUCAGGCAACGAAAGAUGCGAUCGAUGAUGAUGGAUGGUUGCAUACUGGUGAUCUUGCGUAUUACGACGAGAACGGUGAACUUUUCAUCGUCGAUAGAUUGAAGGAGACAAUGAAGUACAGAGGAAUUCAAAUCUCUCCAACCGAAAUUGAGAAUCUUUUGCAAACUGAUCCCGAUGUAAUCGAAGUUGCGGUCGUGGGCAUUCCCCAUAUUUUAGACGAUGAGCAUCCUAUCGCUUUUGUUACCAAAGUUCCCGGUUCGAAGGUGUCUGAACGUGACCUUGAAGAAUUGGUAGCGAAAAAUAUGACAGAUCCCUAUCAUUUACGAGGGGGUGUGAAAUUUUUAGAAAAAAUGCCGCAUACUGCUUCUAGGAAAAUAUCCAGAAAAGAUCUUAAAGCAAUGGCUAAAAGCUAUCAGAGUAACAAUGAUUUCAUUGUAAAAGAUAAUAUAUUGAAAGGCAAAGAGGAACUUUUAUCUACGGAAUACACGAACAUUGGACAAUUACUUUUGGACAGAAUGAAGGCUAAACCUGACUUUAUUGGUCAAAUAGACGUUAUCACCGAAGAGACAUAUACUUAUGCCGAAAUGUUUGAUCGAACUAUAAAAUGUGCACUAUGGUUGCGUCAACAAGGAAUCAAAGCUAACGAUGUGGUCGCCGUAUGCGCUCCCAAUAUUAUGGACAGUUUUGUUCCUAUUUUUGCCAGUUUCUGCGUGGGAGCAAUUUUUACUGGAUGGAACGUCGCAAUGGGUAUACGAGAGGCAAGACAUUUUAUGAAAUUAUCUGGUGCAAAAAUUGUUUUUACUGACGAAAGUGCGGUAGGCAUAAUACUCGAAGCGGCAAAACUCGAAAAUCACGAUAUCAAGGUUGUCGUACUUGGUAAGGCUUUGAAUGCUUUGUCCUUUUCGAAAGUACUUGAAGGUCAUAGCAAGUUCGAUGUGGAGAAUUUUGAAUGUGCGCAAAUCGAUAACUUCCAUAAUACAGCUGCACUUCUUUUUUCGUCUGGUACUACUGGCAAUCCUAAAGGAGUUAGAAUAUCGCAUUUCUUUCUAUUGAAUUACCUACUCUUGCCGAACGAUUUCAAUGUCAUAGGAGUUCCAUUCUGGCUGUCACAAUACUUUUGGAUUAGUGGAAUUUUGUUAACAUUCAAUUCUGUGGUGAAUUAUAACAGAAGACUACUUUAUCCUGCAUUCGAAGAGGAGAUGUUGUGUAAAAUCAUAGAAAAAUAUAAGGUUACAUGGAUUUUCUUGUCUCCUAGCAUGGCAAAUAGAAUAUUGAAAUCAGGGUAUUUUAAGAAAUACGACGUCUCCAGUAUUAUAGAAAUAUAUGUUGGUGGAGCUAUAUUUACCGCAGAAAGUCAAAUUAAGCUACAGGAAUGCUUGUCAAAUGGCAAUGUCUUACAAAUGUACGGAUUGACUGAAGUUGGCCUUAUAACAGUUCAAAAGCCACAUCACAAAGCAGGUAGCAUUGGAACGGUACGAAGGAAUGCUCAAAUCAAAAUCAUCGACUUAAAAACUAAAUGCGUAUUGGGCCCAAACCAGACAGGUGAACUUUUGGGAAAAUCGUUAACUAUGAUGAACGGUUAUUACAAUAAUCCUCAGGCAACGAAAGAUGCGAUCGAUGAUGAUGGAUGGUUCCAUACUGGUGAUCUUGCGUAUUACGACGAGGACGGGGAAUUUUUCAUCGUCGAUAGACUGAAGGAAACAAUGAAGUACAGAGGAAUUCAAAUCUCUCCAACCGAAAUUGAAAAUCUUUUGCAAACUCAUCCCGAUGUAUUCGAAGUUGCGGUCGUGGGCAUUCCCCAUAUUCUAGACGAUGAGCAUCCUAUCGCUUUUGUUACCAAAGUUCCCGGUUCGAAGGUGUCUGAACGUGACCUUGAAGAAUUGGUAGAGAAAAAUAUGACAGAUCCCUAUCAUUUACGAGGGGGAGUGAAAUUUUUAGAAUAUAUGCCUUAUACGGUUGAAAAUAUACAAUCGACAAACAUGGAUCGUAAAUUGAUAAACAGUAAGACCGAUUUCAUUAAGGAAGGUAAUGUAUUCAAAGGAAAAGAAGUACCUUUUUCUACGGAAUACACGAACAUCGGAAAGUUACUUUUGGACAGAAUGAAAGCUAAACCGGACUUUAUUGGUCAGAUAGACGUUAUCACCGAAGAGACAUAUACAUUUGCCGAAAUGUUUGAUCAAACUGUAAAAUGUGCACUAUGGUUGCGUCAACAAGGAAUCAAAGCUAACGAUGUGGUCGCCGUAUGCACUCCUUACAUUAUGGACAGUUUUACACCAAUUUUCGCUAGUUUCUGCGUGGCAGCAAUUUUUACAUCCUGGAAUUAUUCAACGGACAUAGGAGAGGCAAGAUAUCUUAUGAAAUUAUCAGGUGCAAAAAUUGUUUUUGCGGACGAAAGUUCGGUAGGUACGAUAUUGGAAGCGGCAAAACUCGAAAAUCACGAUAUCAAGGUAGUCGUUUUCGGUAAGGCUUCGGAUGCUUUGCCCUUUGCGACAGUAAUCGAAGGUCAUAACAAAUCCGACGUGGAGAGAUUUGAAUGUGCGCAAAUCGAUAACAUUCAAGAUACAGCAGCUAUUCUCUAUACAUCUGGUACAACUGGCCUUCCUAAAGGAGUUAAGAUUUCACAUUCCGCUCUUUUAUGUAAUGUACUCUUACCAAGUUUUGUCAAAGGCGAUGUAAUUCCACUUUGGAUGACGCCAUACUUUUGGAUUAGUGGAGUUUUAUUAACCUUGAGUUCUGUGGUGAACUAUACCACUAGGCUCCUUUAUCCUUCAUUCGAUGAGGAAAUGACGUGUAAAAUUAUAGAAAAGUAUAAGGUUACAUGGGUCUUCAUGUCUCCUAGCAUGGCGAAUAGAUUAAUAAAAUCAGGUUAUUAUAAGAAAUACGACGUAUCAAGUGCUAUGUAUCUAUGUGUUAGUGGUUGUAUAUUUAGCGCAAGAAGCCAAGUUCAUCUUCAAGAAUGCUUUCCAAAUGGCCACGUUAUACAAAUAUACGGAAUAACCGAACUUGGCGGCACUGUAACGACUCAAAAGCUACAUCACAAAGCAGGUAGCGUUGGGGAGAUAGUAAAAAACGUUCAAAUCAAGAUCGUCGACUCAGAAACUAAAACUAUAUUGGGUCCAAAUAAGAUAGGUGAAAUCUUGAUAAAAUCGUUAAAUAUGAUGAAUGGUUAUUAUAAUAAUCCCCAGGCAACGAAAGAUGCGAUCGAUAAAGAUGGAUGGUUUCAUACCGGUGAUCUCGCCUAUUACGAUGAGAAAGGCCAAUUUUUCUUUGUUGAUAGACUAAAAGAAAUGAUAAAGUACAGAGGUUAUCAAGUUUCGCCUUGUGAGAUUGAGAAUCUCUUGCAAACUCAUCCCGACGUUGUCGAGACUGCGGUUGUGGGUGUUCCUAAUCUGCAGGACGAUGAGCAUCCCAUCGCUUUUGUUAUCAAAGUUCCCGGUUCGAAGGUAACCGAACGAGAACUUGAAGAAUUGGUGGCGAAAAAUAUGACUGAACGUAAUCAUCUACGCGCGGGUGUGAUAUUUUUAGAAAAAAUGCCUUAUACACCUUCUGAAAAAAUAUCUAGAAGAGAGCUCAAAGCCAUCGCUAAAAGACACUUAUCUAUACAAUAAUAUCGUUAUAAUGUUUAACGUGAGAUUGAAUUUAGCGAAAAUCACCUUAAUUUUGGAAGGGCACCAAAAAGGAUAACUAUAUUAAAAUGCAGUUCUUUUUCUUUUCUUUUUUAUCAAGAACGUAAGAGAAACGGAAUAAGGGAGAAGAUAAGAAAUCAAAAAUAAAGGAAACGUUUAUCGAUAUCUUAUAGUCAAAUCUAUACUAAUUUUCAGACGAAUUACGCUACGUCAUAUUAACAUAAUGUAGUUUGUACUGGAAUAUUUGCACUAACGAUAUUUAUGCAUUACAUUAAGUUUUUUUUCUUCAUUGCCUCAUUUAUAACCUCGUGCAGCCACUUCUUGGAACAUAGCUACCAAAGAGUCCAUAGUUUCUUCUCCCGUGGGAAUGAUUUGAUUUGCCGGAAGUAUAAAACCGUAUUUUCCGGUAUCACGCAAUUCAUAGGUGUAGGCAAUUUGUUUGCGCAGAGUUCCUUUGAUCCAAUCUACGCUACUUCCGGUAGCGAUGUCUAUAAAUGACAAGAAUAAUGUUAAGAGAAAUACAGAAUGAAAUACAAGAAAAUGAAAAAUUGAAAAAAAUUUCUCCUUGCACUUACAUAUAGUUUCGGCAACGUUUCCAGUAUGAUAAGAGGUUCCAUACCUUUUAGCAAGUGCAUUUAUCGACUUUUUACCGAUCGCCAACUGUUAUACAGAAAAUAAGAAAAUAAGAAAAUCGAAAAAAGAGAAGAAAAUUAAACAAUCGUCGGAUUAUAAUACCUCUCUUUUUAAUAAUUGUGCUCGACAAAGAAAAAAGAAGAAAAAGAAAAAAAAAGAAAAAAAAAAAGAAAGAAAAAGAUUCCUUACCAAGUCGUUGUAAUUUUCAAGAUGUUCCGUCGUGUGACCGUAAGGGAAGAGUAAUAAUUGCGAGUAACUGUGAAAAGAGAUGAACGCGAAGAACUUGUCAGAUAUCGAUUGUAAGUAUUGGGACAGACUCUUUGUUUCGAUUUCCGAGAAUGCGGAACUUCCGGCGUAUGUCUCCGAGCAAGGAUUCGAACUGGAGCCACCAGCUAAAAAAAUGACAAGUUAAAUGAUUUCUAAAUGAUUCCUUCGUUUGCGUUGUUAAAAAUUAAAUUUCUUUUUAUAUUAACUGUUCCAUUUGUAUCCCCAGUUUCUAUUUGGAUCGGAACCGUGGCAGAAGAACGAGUAAGGUUUGCGCGUUUUUCUCCACAAACGAUUCUGCAAAACAAAUUUAAAAUGUAUUAAUAAUUCAAUCUAUCAUCUAAAUUCAUUGCAAUAUCUUAUAUUAC
Molecule: messenger RNA, 6333 nt
Organism: Vespa mandarinia (Asian giant hornet)
Lineage: Eukaryota; Metazoa; Arthropoda; Insecta; Hymenoptera; Vespidae
Molecular function (GO): CoA-ligase activity
Source: RefSeq, a predicted model, not a curated record